GUCGUGUCAUUAUAUGACAUGGCAGUUGUGGUGAAAAUUCAGAAGUUGCUCCGGAUUAUUUGCUAAAUAAAUAACUAGAUUUCGCAUUCCAAGCCACAAAUUCGUGAUUUUGACGAGGGCAGGAUCCACUCACGAUCAUUGGAGAUUUUCCAGAAUAUUCAUUCUUUCCAGGAUUCCUUAAGGAUGGACAGCAAGGUCUCAAAUUUUCAUCAGGUGUUUUGUGUCUCACAGACUUUAUGGAUACCGGAGAAGAUGGAGGAGCAAGGCAACAAUUUCUAGGAGCUUCUCCAGCUCCAAAGCUGCCUCGAUUUUCAGGACUGUUUUCUUCUCCUUUAAAGAGGAAAGGCUUCUUGUUGUGGGGAAUUUGAAACUGUGUGACAAUUUUUCUCCCGAAGCAAGAAACUCUUAAAAAUACUGUCACUUCGCCAACUGCCUGUCCAGUUGCUGUUGUGAUUUUGUGAACUCGCGAUAAAACGUGAAUAGACGAAAAUGGGAGAAGAUAAGUUUAAAGACAAAGCACCCACGGAGUUGGAUACAUUCCUUCCCCAGGAUGGAUCACACAUGAAGGAUGGAGCCUUAACAGCAAAGUACAAAGUCCAGGUUCUUCCGCGUGAUCUUGAAAAUGGGCACGAUGGAAAGGCUUUCGAUCCUUUUUUGGAACGAAAAGUGGACAAUCCAACGACAGAUUGUGAUACGCUAACACAUUUGUUAAAAGCAUCUCUGGGUACUGGAAUCCUUUCGAUGCCACUUGCUUUUAAAAGUUCUGGGCUGAUUAUCGGAAUCUUCGCAACGAUUCUCGUAGCUUUUGUAUGCACCCACUGUGCAUAUGUGCUUGUAAAAUGUGCGCACGUUUUGUACCAUAAAACGAAAAGAACCCAAAUGGGGUUUGGAGAUGUAGCUGAAGUGGCUUUUGCUACUGGGCCCAAGUGGGGAAGGAAAUUUGCUAAAUUUUCUAGGUAUCUCAUUGAAAUAAGCUUGUUCGUCACAUACUUCGGUACCUGCAGCGUAUACGCAGUGAUAGUUGCACGCAAUUACGCACAAGUCAUCGAGUUUUAUGUUGGGUAUGAACCAAACAUACGACUUGUUAUAUCUGCUUUACUCCUGCCUAUGAUUCUAUUAAGUUGGGUUCCCGAUUUAAAGUAUCUCGCACCGGUCUCCAUGGUGGCAAAUGUGUUCAUGGGAACGGGAUUGGGAAUUACAUUCUACUACCUAGUUACCAACCUACACCCACUUAGUGAUGUUCAAAUGUUUGGAUCUCUCAGCGACUUUCCAGUCUUCUUCAGCAUUACCAUUUUUGCUAUGGAAGCUAUUGGUGUGGUAAUGCCCCUCGAAAACAGUAUGAAAACCCCGCAACACUUCAUAGGUUUUUGCGGAGUACUCAACAAAGGAAUGUCAGGAGUUACGAUGAUAUAUAUUUUUUUGGGAUUUUUGGGCUACGUCGCGUACCCUACUAAUACGGCGGAUUCUAUCACGUUGAAUUUACCAAAAGGAGAAAUAGCUGCGCAGGCCGUUAAAAUACUAGUUGGAACUGCUGUUUUCUGCACGUUUGGCCUUCAGUUUUAUGUAUGUCUGGACAUCGGUUGGAAUGCUAUUAAGGACCGUUUCCAGAAAAGACCACUUCUUGCCAAUUAUAUCAUGAGAACGGUUCUUGUCACUGGCGCAGUGUUGCUGGCCGUUGCUGUGCCAUCCAUUGGACCAUUCAUAGCACUGUUAGGAGCAUUUUGUUUCUCGAUUCUGGGACUUCUGGUUCCCGUUUUCGUUGAAACCGUUACCUACUGGGACAUUGGAUUUGGUAAAGGAAAUUGGGUAGCCAUGAAAAAUGUAGUAAUUACGAUUAUAGGUCUUCUGGCUUUAGUGUUUGGAUCUCGCAGUUCCUUGAUAGACAUAGUGAAAGAACUUUCUGUUAAAAGUGGCAAUAGUCCUAUCCUGAAUGCAACAAUGGCAAGUGUUCUUAAUGCAACGACAGAAAAUAGUUUGCUUACAACUCUUGGCAAUUAAAUCAUAGCGUUAGCACUUCAAGUGGCUAUAUUUAACUCCUAGCUGUCUCGAGUCUGUGACUGACCUCAAGACUACAUUCAUGAGCUGUAGAAUUUCUAAACACAAAAUAAAUUUUUUGCACAA
Messenger RNA from Belonocnema kinseyi, 2121 nucleotides. RefSeq names its product proton-coupled amino acid transporter-like protein pathetic. Lineage: Eukaryota; Metazoa; Arthropoda; Insecta; Hymenoptera; Cynipidae. Gene Ontology annotation, molecular function: amino acid transmembrane transporter activity. The record is from RefSeq and is a predicted model, not a curated record. Gene Ontology annotation, cellular component: vacuolar membrane. Gene Ontology annotation, biological process: amino acid transmembrane transport. The transcript has 12 exons. Bases 490 to 1998 code for a protein of 502 amino acids.